Messenger RNA from Toxotes jaculatrix (banded archerfish), 1289 nucleotides. RefSeq names its product leukocyte surface antigen CD53-like. The transcript has 8 exons. Lineage: Eukaryota; Metazoa; Chordata; Actinopteri; Toxotidae. The record is from RefSeq and is a predicted model, not a curated record. Gene Ontology annotation, cellular component: membrane. Bases 154 to 852 code for a protein of 232 amino acids.
UGUUUCCUCCACCCUCUCAUUUCUCUUCCUCCUCAUACCUGUCUGUCGUCAGUCAACUCUGGGAAUGGUACGAACUAGAGCCAUAUACUGCUCACGGCAUCUGUCACUGGAAUAUUUCUGGAUACAGUGUAGUUAAGAUUUUACAGUGGAAGGAUGAAUCACUCCUGUGUGAACUGCUUGAAAACUAUGCUGAUACACCUCAACUUCCUCUGCUGGCUGUGUGGUGCGUUCGUGGUGGCCUUCGGAGAAUUCCAGAUGAUGCACUCCAGGUUUGCCUCCCUCAUCACCACCUUCUGGCCCAUCUACCCCGCCAACACUCUGGUGGUCACCGGUACUAUUGUUACCUGUGUGUGUUAUGUGGGAGUGUUAGGAGGCAUGAAGGAGAACCGCUGCAUGCUGAUCAGUUUUUUCGUGCUGCUGUUCAUUCUGAUGCUGGUGGAGCUGGCCAUGGCCUGUGUGUUCCUGGUCUACAGCAGAGAGAUUGACACAUACUUUGAGAGAGACCUGAUGCGGAGCUUGGAGAUCUACAGACAGUCCAGUCCAGAAGGCAACAAGACCAUCAAAGAUGACUUUGAUGCUGUCCAGCACCUGUUUAGGUGCUGUGGAGUUCAUGGUGUGGCUGACUGGAAGGGGGACAUCCCAAUCUCCUGCUGUAUCAACAACCCCUGCAACACCCUCACUUUCACCAACUGGGAAGAGGGUUGUCUCUUUAAACUGAGGAACUGGUUUGCCAGAAACUACGUCAGCACUGGUGCAGGCGUCGUCACAAUGUUUAUCAUACAGUUUAUCUGUCUGUGUAUCACCAUCUCUAUCUUUUGCCACUUCAAGCGACGUGGACUGGGGUACCAGUAAAAAAAAAAGGACAUAUAAAACUGUAUGUGCCAUGUACAAAGACUUUUGGCAAGGAAAGUUUCCAACAGGAGACAAAGCACCUGCUUUAAAAAGGAAUACGCUGAGAACCUACUAUCACCACUGUCAUAUGAGGCAUAUCAUGUUUUCCAUAACUUUAAAUAUGUUAUGGAAAACAUGAUAGAAGACAUUUAGCUAGUGGGUAAGUUAUGGCAUGAUUAUAUAAAACCUGUGUUAAAUAGACAUUAAGAGAUCUAACCUCACAUUACGUGCUGGGAAAGAUGAUGUACACCACUUUCAACACCUACUCUCUCCAAUCAUUUGUUGUAAUUUCUGAUUUUGUGCUAUCACUUGUUUUAGAAGUUGGAAAGGAAAACAGUUGAAAUGAUGAUUACUCUCACUCUGCUUAAUAAACCAGCACACAUGCCUGUUUAAACCCA